CAGAGCAUAAAAAAGCCAUCCAAAGCCAUAAGGCGGACUCUCUCUCUCUCUCUCUCUCUCUCUCGUUUCCGUGCCCUCUCUCUCUUCUCUCUCUCUCUAGACUCUCAUCGUCUUCUAUUGGUUUUCUUCUCGAUCCAUCACUGCAACCAUGAGUGACCAGGGAGAAAAGACCUGUCCUCUUUGCGCGGAGGAGAUGGAUUUGACAGAUCAGCAACUGAAGCCUUGCAAAUGUGGUUACGAGAUAUGUAUUUGGUGCUGGCAUCAUAUAAUGGACAUGGCUGAAAAGGAUGAGACAGAAGGGCGGUGUCCAGCGUGCCGUACUCCCUAUAACAAGGAGAAGAUAGUAGGGAUGGCAGCAAAUUGUGAAAGGUUGGUGGCUGAGAUGAAUAUGGAGAGAAAAACCAAGUCACACAAAGCAAAAAGUAAAAUGUCAGAAGGAAGAAAGCAACUUAGUAGUGUGCGAGUGAUCCAAAGGAAUCUUGUCUACAUUGUGGGCUUGCCACUUAAUCUAGCAGAUGAAGAUUUGCUACAGCAGAAGGAGUAUUUUGGCCAGUAUGGAAAGGUUCUGAAGGUGUCCAUAUCUCGGACAGCAGCUGGUUCUAUUCAACAUUUUGCAAACAAUACUUGCAGUGUAUAUAUUACAUACUCAAAGGAGGAGGAAGCAGUUCGAUGUAUUCAAUCAGUACAUGGGUUUGUCUUAGAGGGCAGAUCUUUGAGGGCAUGCUUUGGAACCACAAAGUAUUGCCAUGCAUGGCUGAGGAAUGUGCCUUGCAGCAAUCCUGAUUGUCUGUAUUUACAUGAGGUUGGUUCACAAGAAGACAGUUUUAGCAAAGAUGAAAUAAUAUCAGCAUACACAAGGAGUAGAGUUCAACAAAUUACUGGGACAACAACUAAUUUGCAGCGGCGUUCAGGGAAUGUGUUACCACCACCAUCGGAUGAGUACUAUACUAAUAUCUGCCCUUCACCAGGGAAACAAACGAGUAAAAGUUCUUCAAAUAAUCCAGCAAGCACUGUUAGAGGUUCUCCACCAAAUAGUAGCUCUGGACGAUCUGUUGCUCUUCCUGCUGCAGCCUCAUGGGCAGCACGUGCCUCUAAUAGCCAGCCAUCAUCUGCAAGUUUGGUAUGUACAAGUUUACCUUCAAAACAGAAGCAUGAAACACAUAGUGUUUCCGUGGCAUUUUCUGCAGCAGUUACAGGUACAACUCAGGUUCCUUUAUUGCAUGAUGAGGUUGGAAAUAAGCUUAUUGAAGAAGGUCAAAAAGUACUACAUAAAGGUAAAGAGGAGCCACCAGAACCAGUUUUAUGGCAUGCAGGCACAGAACAUCAGAUAACUGCUUCUGAGGCUCCUGCUGCUCCAAGCCUUCCUGCCACAUCAACCGUGGAUGGUCAGUUACACUGUCCACCAUCAUUGGAGGAUAAAGAUAAAUGCAAGCACAUAUCACCUAAUACUACAAAUUCUGCUGAGCUUUAUAGGUCUGGCCAACCUUAUGGUCCUGGUGGCAUGGAUGUUCCUGCUAAGGGAAAUAUUCACAACUUAUGCUCUGAUGUGGCAUCAAUGAAGAUUGAUAAGCAUCUUGGGGAUGAAAAUAUUGGGGAUACCUGCGCUUACAGUUCACUUUCUGAUAAUACACUGGCUAAUUCAUCUCAAAUUCAGGGGUUACAACUAUCCUAUCAUGAGAAAUUUAGAGAACCUUCACAUGAACAGUCAAAUUGGAGACUUGAUUCCGUUACAAAAGAACAAUCAGAUUGGAAAUCAGAUUCUCGAACUCAAGUAGAAAAUAGAAAUCUGCAAAUUGUAUUGCCUGAAGUGGAAGAGGAUUUGCAGAAAUUUGUAGAUCAGAGACUCAAGGAUCCAGAAGCUGUUACUCGCCCAAGCUAUUUACCUAAUUCAUCUCCAUCCUUUCAUCUUUCUAGUCAUACUAGGGCUUAUUCUCCUCAGCUGAAUGAGCCUUAUGGUUCAACUACAAACUAUCAAAUUUUAGAUAAGAAAGUUGAGAAAGGUUUGCUACAGCGCCCAUCUGGUGUUCCAAAAGUACCUAAUGGAUAUCAUGGGGAUGUAAUCAGUACUGCUGAUUCAGAGAGGGCAGUGGAUCAUUUCUAUUUGCUUCCGGAUGAAGUCAAAAAGCAGGAACUGAGGAGAUUUCUAAAUGAAUCAACCAGUGCUAGCCAAAAUGGUGCUACAGAUUUAGGAGAGAACAACAUAAUUUCAAAUAUUUUGUCCAUGGACUUUGGUUCAUGGGAUGAGUCACUAAAUUCACCUAGGAAUUUGGCCAAGCUAUUGGGUGAACCUGAUAGGCGGCAAGGAUCUCUAAAAUUAUCAAAUUCUUGGAAAACCCAGAGCAACAAUCAGUCCAGGUUCUCUUUUGCUAGACAGGAGGGAUUCGAAGAUCAAGUAUCUGAUGCUGAACCAUCUUUGAAUAAUAUUGUGCAAGUCCCAUUUGAUCAUCCACUAAGCCAUCAUCCAGAUUUUAAUUAUGAUAAGCAUGGUGCUUGUAAUGGCUCCUCUACAUUUAACAUUGAGGAAUCUGAUAAUUCUGCAAGCAGCCGCCCUAACAUAUCUUUCAGUAAGCUUUCAGGUCCAAGAGUUCAGAUUUCCGCUCCUCCUGGAUUCUCCCUGCCCAGCAGACCCCCACCGCCAGGCUUUACUUCCCAUGAGAGAACAGAACCCACUUCUGAUGCCAUAUCUGGGAAUCAUUUCCUCGGUGCACCAACGUUACUGAGAAAUCCAUAUCAGGGGCCACCAACAGGAAAUAUUGCUAGUGGUGGGGAUAUUGAGUUUAUGGAUCCUGCCAUUUUGGCAGUAGGCAAAGGAAGACUGCCGCCAAAUGGGCUCAGCAAUGCUAAUGGCGUGGAUAUGAGAUCGGGCUUCCCUCUGCAGUCAAAUGUCUUUGAAAAUGAGGCUAGACUGACACAAAGAUCUCUUCCUCCAUUACAGAACCAGAGAUUUGCUGACACGGGGGAUGGUUUUUCUUUGCCCAGUGAUACAUACAGAAUUCCUUCGAGAAUAAUGGACCAGACGCUUGCCAGCAAUCUAUCCCCAUUAUCGCAGCUUUCCCUUCAACAGGCCAGAACACCACUUAUGUCGAAUGGCCAAUGGAGUGGUUGGAACGAAGUACAACAGGGUGGCAGCAAUCUGGGCAUGGCAGAACUGUUAAGAACUGAGAUACUGGGACUGAACAAGCUCUACACUGGGUACGAGGACUCGAAGUUUUGGAGUGCCCAGUUCAGGUAAACAUGAACCUGUCAACCGAUGAUUGGUCUGACUUUGCGGAGUACAGAUGGUGAAUGGACCAAACAGUCUGAAACAGAGGGGUUGUCAGAAACCUGCAUAAGCCAGCUGAUAUCAAGGUUUGUUACAAAUUGGUCGGUUGAUAGAUUGCCGUCUAUGGUUACACUGGGAGGUUAUCUUUCCAGAUAUGUAUUUUGCUCUUAAUUAUAGAAAAAUGGUAGAUUCCGUAGAUGUGAUAAUGAAAUAUAGCAUGAAGUGAAAAAUGUGUUUUUUAUCGGUUGAGAUAUUUGUUCAUGGAUUGUGAAUGCAGUUUGUUAAUCUCGUAUUGAAUAUUAUGUUAUGUUUUUUUA
Molecule: messenger RNA, 3579 nt
Organism: Diospyros lotus (date-plum)
Lineage: Eukaryota; Viridiplantae; Streptophyta; Magnoliopsida; Ericales; Ebenaceae
Exons: 15
Coding region: 149-3232 (1027 amino acids)
Biological process (GO): protein ubiquitination
Cellular component (GO): CCR4-NOT complex
Molecular function (GO): ubiquitin-protein transferase activity; RNA binding
Source: RefSeq, a predicted model, not a curated record